Messenger RNA from Taeniopygia guttata (zebra finch), 2184 nucleotides. The record is from RefSeq and is a predicted model, not a curated record. NCBI's taxonomy places the organism in Eukaryota, Metazoa, Chordata, Aves, Passeriformes, Estrildidae.
AUGGCCCCGCCGCCGCCCCGAGCGCGCUCAGCGGCCGCGCAAGGCGCCGCGGCACGGCGGAGCCAUUGCCCGGCCGGCCCGCCCGACUACAAGUCCCGGCAGCGCGGCCGGCAGGGCGGGUCCCGGCACUGCGGCUGCCCGAGUAUUGGGACCUGUGUAGGUUUGGAUGUGCUUAGCUCAGGGGAUAAAGCGCGGCAAGCUGGAGGGAUUAGUUCUGCAUUAAAAUUAACAGUACCAUCUCAUACCAUCCAUGGUAUCGAGGGGCAACCACUUCAUCUUUCUGUUGACUACAGUUUCAAUGCUACAGCUUCUGAAAUCCAGAUAAUUUGGCUUUUUGAGAGGUCUCAAAGUAAUCCAAAAUACUUGCUUGGCUCUGUAAAUCAAAGAGUUGUUCCAGACUUGGAAUACCAGCACAAGUUUACCCUUAUACCACCAAAUGCAUCUUUGAGGAUUAACCCAUUGCAUCUCAGUGAUGAGGGCAAUUACAUUGUAAAAGUCAAUGUCCGUGGAAAUGGGACCAUAGCUGCAAGUCAAAAGAUUCAAGUAGCUGUUGAUGUUCCAGUCACAAAGCCAGCUGUACAUACUGAACCAUCUUCAGGAGUAGUGGAAUAUGUAGGGAAUAUUACCCUAAAAUGUACUGUGGACAGAGGUACAAGGGUAGCUUACCAGUGGAUGAAAAAUGGGAAGUGUCUUCAUGCUGGCCCUAACUAUACCUUUUCAUCAAACAAUGCUACACUUCUAAUUGUUCCUGUAGUAAAAGAAGACGUUGGGAAUUACAGCUGUCUGGCAUCUAACCCUGUCAGUGCAAUGGAAAGUGAGAUAAUUUCACCAACCAUAUAUUAUGGACCUUAUGGACUAAGAGUCAAAUCAGACAAAGGUCUGAAUAUUGGGGCAGUCUUUACAGUUGACGUGGGGGAGGUUGUACUGUUUGACUGCUCAGCAGAUUCAAAUCCACCAAAUACUUAUUCAUGGAUUCAAAGGGAUGACAAUACCACUCAAGUAAUCAAAUAUGGACCCCAUCUGGAAGUUGUAUCUGACAAAGUGGCCCAGAAGACAAUGGAGUACAUGUGCUGCGCUUUCAACAAUGUGACUGGAAAACGAGAUGAAACUCACUUCACAGUUGUUGUUACGUCCGUAGGGUUGGAAAAGCUGGCCCAGAAAGGAAAAUCUUUGUCUUCUCUUGCAGUAAUAACAGGAAUUUCAUUAUUUUUGAUCCUAGCUAUGGCCUUUUUAUUCCUAUGGAAAAGAUAUCAGCCACAUAAAGUGAUACAACAGAAGCUACAGAGCAGGGCAGAAGCUGAUUACAGAAAGGCACAGGCAUUUUCAGGACAUGAAAGUGCUUUGGAUGAUUUUGGGAUAUAUGAGUUCAUCACUUUUCCAGAUCUUACCAGUGGCUCUAGGGUUUCAAGUCAAUCUGUUCCUGGCCCUGACUUUGUCGCAGGCCAGGAUAUGCUAAGUACGGUUUAUGAAGUUAUUCAGCACAUUCCUGAGCAGCCAGAACAAGACCACCAACAAUGUAUAUGAAGAUACAGGAAGAGGAAAUCAAAGCAUCUGGAAAUACCAAAAUUACUUCUUUAUAGUAUAUUGAAGGAAAUUCCAACAACUUCAAGAGUAGCAAAGGCUCAUGCCACCUUGUCUUGAAAUAACAAUUUUUCUUCAGACUGAAAAUCCCUUUUGGGGUGCUCUAAAUUGCCCAUUUUUAAAAUUAAUUUUUCUUUUUUUAAGUAAUAAUUCCUUGGGAAAUAGGGUUAUUUUUUAAUUCCUUUUUUUUUUCCUUAUAAGUGAAUACAAAAGACAAAGGGAUAGCUUAAAAAAUGCACUAUAAAACCUACACCUUUUUCUAAAAAACAAUCAGCAGAAGCACAAGAAGGAACCAGGCCCAAGAUGUCAUCCGUGCUUGUUUUAUUUAAAAAAUAGCAAAAAUAGCAAACAGAAGGGUUGUUUUUUUUUGGGGGGUUGACUUUAACAAGAGAAGACCUCCACACUGACAUGAAAAGUAAUAAAUGCAGUAUUGCCAGAUUGCAGAAUACAUUUGGGGUUUUGAAUAAAGUAAUUCUUUUAAUUCAUUUAAUAUGACAUAAUUUUCAAGUGUAGAAACGGAUUUGUCAAGCAGUUACAAAAAUGUAUAUAUGUAUUAUAUUCAGAAUAAUGUGUUCUCAUUAAAUUGUUUCUUUUCCAUUUGAA